Messenger RNA from Monomorium pharaonis (pharaoh ant), 3380 nucleotides. It is a transcript of the gene Neos, whose product is annotated as translation initiation factor IF-2. Lineage: Eukaryota; Metazoa; Arthropoda; Insecta; Hymenoptera; Formicidae. The coding region runs from base 156 to 2135 and encodes 659 amino acids. The record is from RefSeq and is a predicted model, not a curated record. Gene Ontology annotation, molecular function: RNA binding. The transcript is spliced from 7 exons.
UUGUAUAUGGAUAAGGGUUGGUACCGCUGAUACGUUUCGGCAAGAGAUACUCUGUUGUGAAUUGUGAUUCUCACAACGAUAUUUUCCAAAACAUACAAAUAGUGGUUGACGAAGAUUCCUAUGGUGAUCGGAUUUUGUGAGAAAGCUAUUUGAAGAUGAGUGCCAGACUUCUAAAAGACCCUGCCACUGCGUCCAGUCGCAUAUUUGUAGGUCAUUUACAAACUGACGACGUUACAAAGUUAGAGCUGGAAGAACAUUUCUCCAAAUAUGGCACUGUUAUAGCAUCUAUAAUAAACAGAGGCUUUGGAUUUGUGCAGUUUGAAGAAGAACAAUCUGCACAGAAAGCUAUUCAAAAUGAAGAUGGUGCAAUGUUCAAAGGCAGACGUAUAGAUGUCAGACCAGCAAAAAAAGAUAAUCAAUCCACUGGUGCUGGAAAUGCAGGAAAUUCAAAUGCAAAACAAAUGAGUGGACCAAAUAACCCAUUUAAUUCCAUGAAUAAUCAAUUCAAUAAUACAAGUGAAAUGUAUGGUGUGAAUAAGCCAAAUUAUGCAGGUGGAAUGAAUCAGAGCUUUGGGAGUGACAAUUCUUUUGGCAACAACCAAAAAGAUAUUCAGGGUAGAAGUGGUGGAAACAUUCUCUUUGAUGAUGGAAAUCAAGCUGGGAAUAAUGAUAAUGACCAGUUUAAUGGAAAACAUAAUAAUAAUGGAAAUGAUUUUAAUAAUCCUGUACAAAAUCGUGGAAAUAUUCAAUUUAAUAUGAAUAAUCCUAAUCGUGGAAAUGAUCAGUUUGCUGCUGGUCAAAAUAGAGGCCCUAACAAUCAAUUUGGAAAUAACCAAAUGGGAAAUCAGAAUAGGCCUGGAGGAAAUCGAAAUCAAACUAAUCAGGGCAAUAACCAAAAUGCUAGUGGUGGUACUCAUAGACCUCGUGGAACAAGAGGUGGAAAGAAUCGAAAUAAAAAUAAUCAGAACAAUCCAAAUAAUCUGAACAAUCCGAACGUAAAUAAUUUUAGAGAUCGAAGUCCAAUUAACAGGAAUAAUCGGAUGGAGGAUAAAACAAACAGAGACUGGGAUCUUAAACAAGGAGAUAGGUUACGUAACAACAAUUUUGCUAGAGAUUCAUUUAAUGACAGUGGAAAUCGUUAUGAUGAUUUUAAAGCCUCUGGAACUAGAGAAACAAAUACGAAUUUUGGAAACACCAGUGGAGCAUCAGAUUAUCUUUCCAUUGCAGCUGAAAAAAAUGACUGUGAAAUUAUUGUCGUUAACAAAGCAUUAACGAAGUACGCAGAAGAUAUCGAAUUACGCUUGAAACAAGUCGGUUUAAUGGUAGAUCUGCUGUUUCCAAAUGAAGAUGUUCCUUUAGGUCGUGUUUUGGGAAAUAUAGCGAGUCGUGGUUGUCUUUAUGCUGUAGUUAUUACACCUGUCAAUCUGGAGCACCAUUCCUUAACACUCAAUAUUUUACAUGGUUUGCCACAAGAACACAGAAACAUGCCCGUUGAAGAUGCUAUAAGUUUGAUUUCACGAGAUUUCACGAAUUAUAAAGCUGGUGGCCGUUCAGUUCCUUUGAAUACACCUCUUGCAAGUGAGCGUCAUCCAGACGCUAUACAAGUUCUUCUUAAUAUGCUGGCUGACAAUCGUCAACUGACAGUUUUGCAAUAUGAUCGCGUCAUAAAGUAUCUUGACAUGAAACGUGAGGAACAAGUACAAGUUGAGUUAGGUGAUGCAAAAGAUUUGCCAGUAAAAACACCAAUUGCGUCAGUCAAUGACCCAAAACAGGCUGAAUUACAAACGAGAAUAUUGAAUAUUUUAAAUAGCAGUAAAAAUACACCAAGCACAACAGCAGAGCCCAGUCCAGUGCCUCCACCGACUUCAACAUCAGCUUCAGUACCACCAGCUAAUUGGGGAACAGCAUCAAACACAGCCACAUCAUCUACAACAACCUCUUCUACUGGAGUUUCACCUUCACCUCUCUUAAAUGACCCUACAGUUCAGAAAGCUCUUGACAGUCUUUUGCAAGGUAAUUUAUUAAAAAACAUUGGCGAUCAACAACCAUCACCUGCAACAACAACAACAACAACAACAACAACAACAACUGGAGCACCAUUAUUCGCUGCUUUCUCCAAUAUUGGUAGAUUUUAAUUACAUAAAUUCUAUUACACAUCUUUAUAAGUUUUAGUAUUCUUUAUACUUUUCCGAUUUUAUUCUAUAUUAAAUAUACACUUGCAAAAAUGCAGUCAACAGAAAAAGAACGUAGAAGCAGUGUUGCAAACAUGAUAUUUUAGUACAUUGUAUAUUAACCGUGUAAAAGGAUAAAUUCAAGAUAAGAAAUUUAUAAUAACUUUAAAAGCACAACAAUUAUAAUUCAAAUAUUCACAUAAUUAUUGUUAUUGCCUAUGUGUAUGGUAUGUAUCGUUGAUAAUACACUUCUCUAAAUAGCUAUGUGUUUAAAUAAUUAAUAAAGCAUAGUAUAUACAUGCUUUAAUAAUCAUUGCAUAUAAUUUAUCAGAAAUAACUUCAUACAUAUAUUUUGCAUUGCGCACAAAUGCUUAAAUGUGUGGAUUAUUAAGCAAUAUGCAUAUACACACCAUACUUUUAUUUAAAAUGGAACUAAUAUUUUUCAUUAUAUAUAUUUUUAUGUAAAAAUCAGUUUUUAUACAACUUAGAAUGAUGAAUGUUAGAUAAAUAUGCAGUAUAAUUAAAGAUAUAUCUUCUUUUUAUUGUAUGACAAUUAUUUUAAUUUCUUCAUGUUCCUAUAUUAUAAAAUCUAACAUUAUUCUAACAUUAUCCCUAAUAAUUGCUUCUUUGACCGAAGAUUACAAUAAUAUUGCAAGUAAUUAGAUAGGUUAUGAUAAUUAAUGUUGAUUUAAAAAAUUUUUUUGUUUUACGUAUUAACAGUUACAUGAGUUUAUAUUUGCCAAAUUUUGUAACAAAAUUGAUUUUAUGUAUGUAUAUAUAUAUAUAUAUAUAUAUAUCCCUUCAAGUAGACGUGCGUAAAAUAAAAUCGAAUUUUUUAAUUCACCGACUGAUCAAUUGCAUUAUGCACAAAUAUGGUUUUUACAGAGCAAAGUUCUAUUUAUGUAUAAUUUAAUUGAUCAAUUGAUGAGUUAAAAAGCUCUAUCGAGAUAUUUUAGGUUUUAAUAAUAUUAUUUGGCUAUAGAACGUAAAUUUAUAAGUCUACUGAAGUAAAAAGGUGUAAAUUUUAUUAAUACUAUGCUUUUCAAAUUUAUGUAAUAUGUUAAAAAUAUAUUAUGUUUAAAGAAUCGUAUCACGUGUAAUUGUGUCACGUAAUCAAUUUUCUUGUAUUUUUGAUGUACUUCCUUAUGUAACACGAAUAUAAAAUUUAUUAAUAUCAAAAUACAAAAUUAAAAAUGUGAUAUAAUAAAA